AUGGAGGAAACACUGGGCAUAGUCCCCAUUCAUUGGUUUGGCUUCGGCUAUGCAGCACUGGUUGCUACUGGUGGGAUCAUUGGCUAUGCAAAAGCAGGCAGCGUCCCAUCCCUUGCUGCUGGACUCCUGUUUGGAGGGCUAGCCGGCCUGGGUGCCUAUCAGCUUUCUCAGGAUCCCAGGAAUGUUUGGGUUUUCCUAGCUACAUCUGGGACCUUGGCUGGCAUUAUGGGAAUCAGAUUCUACAACUCUGGAAAAUUUAUGCCUGCAGGCUUAAUUGCAGGUGCCAGUCUGCUGAUGGUUGCCAAACUUGGAGUUAAUAUGCUCACUAGACAUCAAUCAUAG
Molecule: messenger RNA, 342 nt
Organism: Chrysochloris asiatica (Cape golden mole)
Lineage: Eukaryota; Metazoa; Chordata; Mammalia; Afrosoricida; Chrysochloridae
Gene: TMEM14C
Product: transmembrane protein 14C
Exons: 5
Coding region: 1-342 (113 amino acids)
Biological process (GO): regulation of heme biosynthetic process
Cellular component (GO): mitochondrial membrane
Source: RefSeq, a predicted model, not a curated record